AUGAUUUUUGUAGACAUUACUCUGUUGUUGGGUAUUUUAAUUCUACUAUUUGGUAGAAAGAAAAGCGAGAGGAUAUUACUAAAGACGACAUUUAGCAAAUUCACUAAUGAAGAAUCCAAUCCAUUGCUUAUUGAUAUUGAAGAUGAAGACAAUCAAGGAAACGAAACAGGAAACCCUCAGAUUAGAAGAGAAGGACAAAAGAAAUGUGUGGAGGAACGUGUGAAUCGCACACCAGACAAUUCAAUGCAAAUGGAUCUUAAAGUUGUAGUUUUGAGCUCAGAUUCAAAAAAGAAUAUGAAAACCAAAGUCAAUGUGAAGAAGUUUGCUGCAGGAAAAGCAAGGGUUUCAAAAUCUAAAAAAAAGAUACAGAAACAAAAAGGUUUGAUUGAAAGUGUUGACAUGACAGAAGAUAAUGAAAUACAUAGGGAAAAUGAAUUGAGAACAAAAAGACGGUUUGAUAGUUGUAAAAUAAAAGAUGAUAAAGUUGUUGUUCUAAACGCAUGUUCAGGAAAACAUAAGGUAACUGUCAAGAAGCUUAAUGAAGAUGAAGACUCCGAUUUUGAAGAUGCUAAACUUGUGCUUAUAAGGAAAAAGAGAAUGCAUUAUACUUCCUUCAAAGAUGAUGACAAAGAAAAUGUGAAGAAAUUAAAAAGACAAAAGAAUAAAGAAGGAAAUGUAGUGAAAGCAAGGAAAAUGCCUAAAGUUGUAGGAAAUGAUGCAGAAGAAGCAAGGUGA
Messenger RNA from Lactuca virosa, 735 nucleotides. NCBI's taxonomy places the organism in Eukaryota, Viridiplantae, Streptophyta, Magnoliopsida, Asterales, Asteraceae. The record is from the annotation of a GenBank genome assembly.